Messenger RNA from Trichomonas vaginalis G3, 2574 nucleotides. RefSeq lists its product as uncharacterized. NCBI's taxonomy places the organism in Eukaryota, Parabasalia, Trichomonadida, Trichomonadidae. The coding region runs from base 1 to 2574 and encodes 857 amino acids. The transcript has a single exon. The record is from RefSeq and is a predicted model, not a curated record.
AUGAGUCAUCUCGAUACAGGUGAUUCAGGAACAACAAUUGAUACUCCAACUAAUACUCAAGAGACAUACUCAACACAGAAAUCAACACAUACCAAAACAAGAAUUCGUAUUCCGAAAAAAUUAAAACAGCAAAUCGAAACUUAUAGCACAGAAGGUGGUCAAUCUUACACGCAGUACUCUGAAUACUCAGUAACACCUAGUUAUUCUAAUACUUAUGGAUAUUCUGCUACACAAAAUUCAAAUCAAACCGGAUAUUCUGGUUAUACACCAACCUAUGGUCCAACAGGAACAUAUAGCUAUACAGGUACCACAGGCUAUUCUGAAAACCCUUCACAGACUCAAUCUUAUUCUUAUUCUCAAAACCCAACGUAUUCAUACACAAAUACAACAGGAUAUUCAUAUUCUCAGACCAAUCCAACAUAUUCCUAUACAAACCAAUCCGGAUCUCAAACAAAUCCUUCUUAUUCUUAUACAGCUUCAGAAGGAGCCACAGGAACAGGAAGCUACACAUACUCAAAGACAGGAACGCAAAAUGCAUCUAACACAUACUCAAAAACAGGCACAGAUCCAAACGGAACAAAUUCAUCAUUUUCAUACACAGUUUUCACUUCCAAUCCGAUCUCUACAUCCGAAGUCGAGACUAGCGUUGAUGCUCCUUCAGUUACAUAUACUACAGAUGACUCAGUUACUAAGCGUGUCCGCGUAAAAGUUCGAGUUCCCAAAAAAGGUGACCAAAAAACGAUGAAAAGAGAAGCAGCAAGGGUUUUAAUGCACCGAAACGGAGCAGUUCUUAACACAGAUGUACAUGAUGAGUCCGUAGAUGCUGUUUCACUUGAUCCUGCCGGUACAUCUGAUUUAUCUACAUUAGAUUUGCCAUCAGCCAUGGAAGUCCCAUACAUAGAGACAGUCAAACCAGUCAAUGCAGUCAAGAAACCUAAGUGGGAUGACGAGGAUGACUCAACAUUGACCCAAAUGGCCCCAGAACCUCAAAAAUUUGGCCGACCACUUAUCGGAUCACGAUUUCUUGGUCGUAAUCAGCUUUCUUCCAGUGACGAUGAGAGUCAGACUAACAUAGAUACGAUCACUACACAAGAUGAAACAUCUGAAUCCACAAUUCCGACUGUCAUGAACAGAGAAGAGUUCCAAGAGCGAUUUUCAGCCAAAUCGCGAUCCGUUGCUGCUGUUCCUGCUGCAGAGGACGGCGGCUUUGCGCAAGCGGAGAUGGCCAGGCAGCGUAUGGAAGAGAAGAUGGCCAAGAAGCAAGAGUACAAAGCUAAAGUUGCUGAAGCCAUCAGGAAUGGCGAAUCUCCACCUCCAACCUUGACAACAACAGCAACAGACGAAUUGAGCACAUUGGAGAAAGACAUCAGACUUGAAUUGGAGAUGCAACAGUACGAGGAAGACAUGAAGAAGAACCAGAUGACAAACGAGCAAAGACAAGCAUUGUUCCCUGCUUCUCGUCGUGGAAAGUUUGUUAAAGAGAAUCCUAAGAAACUCAUGUUUGCUUCUGACUCUGAUUCCGUUGAAGAAGACGAUCUCAAUCCAAAUCCAGUUGUUUUCGAAGUAGGAAACAGCUACAACCGCACGAAUAUUGCACAGAUCUCCAAGGGAAUGGGAUUGUUCGACAGCAUGAAACCGAUGAAACUGGAAGACAUCAAGACAUACGAACCAGACACAGGCGAAUACAAUGCAUUGAAAGAAGCCGAAGAAGCAAGAAGACAAGCAGAAAUGGAGAGGAAAAUUGCAGAGAUGAGGAAGAUGAAGGAAAGAGAAAUUUCUACAACAGAUACAUAUGAAACUAAUUUCUCUACAACUACAUCUACAGAACUUGCAGAGAUUUCACCUCAAUAUCUGCCAAAGAAACAAGGUGGAAUUCCUGAAAAGGCAUACGAAAGAAAUCCUGCAGUUAAAUUCCCUCCGCCUCCUCAAUUCGAUCCUCCUAAGAAGAAUCGUCCAUCGAGAGGUUCAAGGACAGCAACAACAACAACAAGUACAAAUGAGUCCGCAAUCAUUGAAGAAGUUCAUGAAUAUUUCACUAACACUGAUUCGAAUAAUUCAUCAACACCAAAUCCAACAGUUUUAGUGACUGCAAACUCUUCUUCCGCUGAUUACGUUGAAGCUCCUUCCAAUGCACAGAACGCAAUGAACUACGUGGAAGUAACUCAAACAAAUACAAAUACAAACACCCAUGAGGAAGAUAAUAAGAAGAAACAGAGACCAAAGAGAGGAAAUAAAAAUUCUGGACCUCCUUCUUAUACUUCCAAUAAUUUGACAACAGUUACAGAACUAAGAACAGCUAAUCCGACAUCGGCCGAUUUCGUUGAAGCUUCUGCAAACCAGAAUGGAGAAUUGUACGUGGAAGUACCAGCUUCAACAGCUACAAAUGCUGAUGAUUUGACCACUGGACACUCUGAAUAUGUAACUGCAACUUCAAAUGCAACUGGAUCUCUUUACGUAGUCGAUACUGACGGAGCAAGGACGGAAUCAACUUAUACUUAUAUAACUGAGGAAGAAGAAGAUAUCGAGGAAGAAGAAAUUAUUGAAGAAGAAGAAGUUGCAGAAGAUGAUGCUUAA